Messenger RNA from Lathyrus oleraceus (garden pea), 1125 nucleotides. RefSeq names its product acidic endochitinase. The record is from RefSeq and is a predicted model, not a curated record. Gene Ontology annotation, biological process: carbohydrate metabolic process. The coding region runs from base 50 to 940 and encodes 296 amino acids. Gene Ontology annotation, molecular function: chitinase activity. The transcript has a single exon. NCBI's taxonomy places the organism in Eukaryota, Viridiplantae, Streptophyta, Magnoliopsida, Fabales, Fabaceae. Gene Ontology annotation, cellular component: extracellular region.
ACAUCUAUCUACAUUUUCAACACAAAUCACAAAACAACCUUCAAAAAACAUGGAAACCUUCAAACAAGUUUCAAUCCUUUUACUAUCUCUUUUCCUCAUUUCCCUUUUCAAAUACUCUCAUGCUGCAGGAAUUGCAGUCUAUUGGGGCCAAAAUGGAGGUGAAGGUUCCUUGGCAGAUGCUUGCAACACAAACAAUUACCAGUUUGUAAACAUAGCUUUUCUAUCCACUUUUGGCAGGGGCCAAAAGCCACAACUAAAUCUUGCUGGUCAUUGUGAUCCACGUAUCAAUGGCUGCACAAAGUUUAGUAGUGAAAUUCAAACUUGUCAAGGCAAGGGAAUCAAAGUGUUCCUCUCUCUCGGAGGUGUCGCUGGUACUUACUUUCUUGAUACAGCCCAAGAAGCCACAGACCUUGCAAAUUACCUAUGGAACAAUUUCUUGGGUGGCACGUCAACUUCAAGGCCAUUAGGUGAUGCUGUUUUGGAUGGAAUUGAUUUUGAUAUUGAAGCUGGUGGUGAACAUUUUGAUGAACUUGCAAGAGCACUAAAUGGUUUUAGUGCACAAAAGAGAGUUUACUUGUCUGCAGCACCACAGUGUCCUUUCCCUGAUGCUCAUUUGGAUUCAGCUAUUAAUACUGGUUUGUUUGAUUAUGUUUGGGUUCAGUUUUACAAUAAUCCUCAGUGUCAAUACUCGAAUGGAAACACUAACAAUCUUGUUAACGCUUGGACUCAAUGGACUUCAAGUCAAGCUAAACAAGUGUUCUUAGGUGUUCCUGCUAACGAUGCUGCUGCUACAAGUGGUGGUUUUAUUCCUUCUGAUGUUUUGAUUUCUCAAGUUCUUCCUGCUAUUAAGAGUUCUCCUAAAUAUGGCGGAGUCAUGAUUUGGAAGAGAUUCAAUGAUGCACAAAGUGGAUACAGUAAUGCUAUUAAGGGCAGUCUUUAAUUAACUACAUAAAUCUAUAGUCCUUAUUAUGUAUUUAGAAUAAGCAGCACAUUCAAGUAGGUUUUCUUACUAGGUGCUAUGUGAUCAGGAAUCACUUUGUUUAUGAAGUCUCACCUAUCAUUUGGAGUGUCUUUGCAAAAUUAAAAUGAGAAUUUAUAUAAUCUAUACCGAUAUAUUAAAGGAGA